UCGCGUUCGCUCCGAGGCGGCGCGCGCUGUUGGUCCUCGCUGGCUCCGUUUACCUGAGAGACCCGUGGCCGCCCCGGGCCGGCGCUGCAGCCCCUUUGGAGCCCGGCCCCGAGGUGUGAGUUCGUUGUUGGUGUACGGAAACACAACUGAUUUUUGUAUAUUGUUUUGUAUCCUGCAACUUUACGGAACUCAUCAAAGACUUUAGUAUCAAGACUACAAUAUUUUGAGAGGAAAUUACUGAUAUCUCCCAUUAAAAAAAGUACUUUUCAGAUAUUUCAGUCAAAGGAAGAAAUAGCUCUUCUCCUAAGAUGGAAUCUGUUGUUUGGGAAUGUGGUUGAUCAACUUGAUAUGUUGGCCAAAUGUGCCCUAUGUAAUAAAAUGAAAAGAAGAGACAAGAUGAUGUCAUUUUCCCAUAUUGUGAAACCAAAAACAAAUGCCUUUUGUGAGACCAAGCUAACAAACCUCUGACGGUGCAAAGAGUAUUUAACUGUUUGAAGAACUUAACAGUAAGAUAUAGAAGAAAUACUUUCAAGCUGAGACCUGCAGGUGUAUAAAGAUCUAAAAUACAUAUUGAGUAGGCCUGAUCAUCCAAAUCUCAUUCAGAUCCAGGAAGGAUGGCUGUGGGUUGGAUCGUCUUCUACUUUUGGCCCUUGACUAUGUUUGUGGGACAUAUAGGUGGGCACAGUUUGUUUUCUUGUGAACCCAUUACCUUGAGGAUGUGCCAAGAUUUGCCUUAUAAUACUACCUUCAUGCCUAAUCUUCUGAAUCACUAUGACCAACAGACAGCAGCUUUAGCAAUGGAGCCAUUCCACCCAAUGGUGAAUCUGGAUUGUUCUCGGGAUUUUCGGCCAUUUCUUUGUGCACUCUAUGCUCCUAUUUGUAUGGAAUAUGGACGUGUCACACUUCCCUGUCGUAGGCUGUGUCAGCGGGCUUACAGUGAGUGUUCGGAGCUCAUGGAGAUGUUUGGUGUUCCUUGGCCUGAAGAUAUGGAAUGCAGUAGGUUCCCAGAUUGUGAUGAGCCAUAUCCUCGACUUGUGGAUCUGAAUUUAGCUGGUGAUCCUACUGAAGGAGCUCCAGUGGCAGUGCAGAGGGACUAUGGUUUUUGGUGUCCUCGAGAGUUGAAAAUUGAUCCUGAUCUUGGUUAUUCUUUUUUACACGUGCGUGAUUGUUCACCUCCUUGUCCAAAUAUGUACUUUAGGAGAGAAGAACUUUCAUUUGCUCGAUACUUCAUAGGAUUGAUUUCAAUCAUUUGCCUCUCUGCCACGUUGUUUACUUUUUUAACUUUUUUAAUUGAUGUCACAAGAUUCCGUUAUCCUGAAAGACCUAUUAUAUUUUAUGCUGUCUGCUACAUGAUGGUAUCAUUAAUUUUCUUCAUUGGGUUUUUGCUUGAAGACCGAGUAGCCUGCAAUGCAUCUAGCCCUGCACAGUAUAAGGCUUCCACAGUGACACAAGGAUCUCAUAAUAAAGCCUGUACCAUGCUUUUUAUGGUACUCUAUUUUUUUACUAUGGCUGGCAGUGUUUGGUGGGUAAUUCUUACCAUCACAUGGUUCUUGGCAGCUGUGCCAAAGUGGGGUAGUGAAGCUAUUGAGAAGAAAGCUUUGCUAUUUCACGCCAGUGCGUGGGGCAUCCCUGGAACUCUAACUAUCAUCCUUUUAGCGAUGAAUAAAAUUGAAGGUGACAAUAUCAGUGGCGUGUGUUUUGUUGGCCUCUACGAUGUUGAUGCAUUGAGAUAUUUUGUUCUUGCUCCCCUCUGCCUGUAUGUGGUAGUUGGAGUUUCUCUCCUCUUAGCUGGCAUUAUAUCCCUAAACAGAGUUCGAAUUGAAAUUCCAUUAGAAAAGGAGAACCAAGAUAAGUUGGUGAAGUUUAUGAUCCGGAUUGGUGUUUUCAGCAUUCUUUAUCUCGUACCACUCUUGGUUGUAAUUGGAUGCUACUUUUAUGAACAAGCUUACCGUGGCAUCUGGGAAACAACAUGGAUACAAGAACGCUGCAGAGAAUAUCACAUUCCAUGUCCAUAUCAGGUUACUCAAAUGAGUCGUCCAGACCUGAUUCUCUUUCUGAUGAAAUACCUGAUGGCUCUCAUAGUUGGUAUUCCCUCCAUUUUUUGGGUUGGAAGCAAAAAGACAUGCUUUGAAUGGGCCAGUUUUUUUCAUGGUCAUAGGAAAAAAGAGAUAGUGAAUGAGAGCCGACAGGUACUACAGGAACCUGAUUUUGCUCAGUCUCUUCUGAGGGAUCCAAAUACUCCUAUUAUAAGAAAAUCAAGAGGAACUUCCACUCAAGGAACAUCCACACAUGCUUCUUCAACUCAGCUUGCUAUGGUGGAUGAUCAGAGAAGCAAAGCAGGGAGUGUCCACAGCAAAGUAAGCAGCUACCAUGGCAGUCUCCACAGAUCCCGUGAUGGCAGGUACACUCCCUGCAGUUACAGAGGAAUGGAAGAGAGACUACCUCACGGCAGCAUGUCACGACUGACGGAUCACUCGAGGCACAGUAGCUCUCACCGGCUCAAUGAACAGUCCCGACAUAGCAGCAUCAGAGACCUCAGUAAUAAUCCCAUGACUCACAUCACCCACGGUACCAGCAUGAAUCGGGUUAUUGAAGAAGAUGGAACCAGUGCUUAAAUUGUCCGAAGGUGGAAAACUUGCGCUAUUUAAAAAGCAGACUUUAUUCUUUGCCUUUGCUUGACUGAUUGCUGUAACUCACUGUUAUCAUGCUUUCAGUCAGGUGCAGAUUGUGUCCAUUGGAAAAGUAAACUUUUACUUUUUAUAUUGCAUCAAACUUGGAACAUCAAGGCAUCAAAAAUGCUAAUAAUUAUAUCAUCACAUAAAUAAUUCUUAUUUCUAGGUUAUGAAGAGAUAAUUAUUUGUCUGGUAAGCAUUUUUAUAAACCCACUUAUUUUAUAUUUAGAAAAACCCUAAAUGUGUGGUGACUGCUUUGUAGUGAACUUUCAUAUGAUAUCAACUAGUUGUGAGAUAACAUUCUGGUAGUUGUAUUAAUAAAACAAAAUUUCAGAAUUAAGGAAAUUUUCUAUGCAAGGCUUAUUUCUCAGAUGAAUAGUUGGACUUUGUAGUUUUCUUUCCACUAAGUAAAGAAGAACUAUGUUUUUAAACUGUCGGAGAAGUUGAUAAAUCAGCAAGGGUAUUUUAGCUAAUAGGAUAUAAGAUCAGCGGAAGAAUCUGAAUAGUCUACUGAAGGCUCUUUAAAAAUUCUAUCAAAAUAAUCUUCAUCCAGAGACAUACAGGAUUAGGAUUUGCAAUGGAAUAAAAGGUGGAGAUGGACAUUUUUUCUCUAUAAUUGUGCUCUUUAUUACUUUUGUAAAUAUUACUUUUACUGGCUAUGUUUUUAUAACUUAACCAUAUGCAUGGUGGAAGAAGUUUAAUUUGUAGUCAUCUUUUCCCAUGUAGUAGUAUUGAUUCACAGAGAACUUCAUGUUCAGAUCUGUACCAUGGAGGCAUGUAAUAAGAGAAACAUCACACAUUAUAAACUUUUUUGUGGGAAUCACAAUUACAAAAUGACAAAAUGUUUUCUCUAUAUUCUUUGUUGUAUUUUUCUACAGUGAGAUGUGAUCUUGCCAAAGCCACCAGAUCGUGGUACCCAGGCCCCUCCUAUCAGUGACUUGAUUGUCUGCAUUUGCAUUGCCCAGUAGCCAUUAGGCUACAGCUUUUUGCCCCACGUUCUUGUUUUCAGAUUCUGGACCUUUUUUUUUUUACAGUUGAAAUAUAUAUAACCUAAGUCCAAAGUGGUGAUUGAGGUAUUUGAAAAUCAUUGUAACUAAAUGAAGCAUGAUUAGUCUUGCUGUGAAGUAUAAUAUUUAGUCUUACCAAUAUCAAUUCAAAAAUGUUUGACAUUUUGUCGUGUACUGUUUAAACAAUUUACAAUAAAAACUGCAAACUUUAUUAGGCAUGAAAUUGCUUAGAAGGGAAAGAAAAAUUGUGGAAAAUGCUGGAUGUGUUUUAUAGAAAAGCGUAUUUAAACAAGUGGUCCUCAGCCCUGACUAUAGAUAAGAAUCCCUUGCGGAACUUCUGAUGCUCAACACCUUCCUCUCAUUCAGAGGAGAAUUAGUAGUUUUUUUUAAAAAGCUUUCUAGGUGAUUCUGAUCUGCAGCCAGGCUGCAGGCUGUUUAAAACUAACUUGCCGCCUGAUAAUGAGCUGAUGGCAUCAUAUUAUAUCACAUAAAUAUCUAGCUGGACUCAAUGUUGUGCUUUUGUAUCAUUACCUGAUAUACAACUUUUCUUCAUUUUAUUGUCCAUUAUAAAUGUGGAAUUUGGGGCCCCACCCCUAAAGAUUCAUAUUCAGUAAGUAAAGUCCAAUUUUAAAGUCUGUAGUUCUAAAAAUACUACAGGUGAUUCUUAAUGCAGGUAAUCCAAGAAUCACACUUCGGAAAAUAUUCCAAGACUCUAGAGAGGCCUGGCUUUGUCAUACGCCAGUUUUGUCACCUUUAACAAGUAAAUUUCUCUGAGCCUCAGUUCCCUUGUUUAUAAAUGAAGAUAGAAAAUAAGUACUUACCUCACAAAGUUGUCAAAUGGGGAUCACAUGAAAAAUCAUAUGAAAGCUUUUUGAAAACUGUAAAGCAUUAUGAAAUAUAAGGGAUUAAGAUUAUUAAGGAUUUAAGAGAUUUGUUUGAGGGCUACUGUAGUACAUUCCUUGACAUGUGUUUAAUUCAUGUGUACUUUUUUCCUCUCCUUUAAAAUAAAAAAUACCAAGAAAUUAGGUGUUGAAAAAAAAGGCUUUCAUCAAGUGCAAAAAUCAGUUUUCUGAUAAUUUGUAUGUCAUAUUUUUUCAAAGUACAUAUGUCUUAUUGUUUAUGAUUAGCUCUUUAUAGAACAUAUUUGAACAUUUAGCCCCAAAGCAUUUUUCUUUUUCCUCUGUCUUCAUCGUCUUUCUCCUUGGAACUGGAGUUAGUACUAGACAGGCAGACUCUAAUUUCCCUCAUAACUGACAAUUAGUAAACCUUUCCUCUGAAGGCCAAAUUUACAACAACUCAUUUAUGCAGUAACUUAGUAAUUCAUAAGGCUUUUUUUCUGAGAAUCUCCCCUGAGAACAGCAUGAGGGGACCAAAACAAACAUUCAGAAACAAAAAUAAGUUAAAAUAGAAGGUACCAGUUUGAGCUCAAAGAUGUUGUCAUCCAUCGCCAUCUGCAUUAUAUUAUCAAUUGCCAGAAUGUUAAUUGAUUUUCUUGUACAAGUAGGCCAAGUGUAGACAGUUAUGAAUAUCUUAACUUUGUGCUCCCUAUUUUUUAUAUAUGCAUUUUAUCUUCUUUGUUAAACUCACUGUCAGCAUAUAUGUAAAUGCUGUGUUGACAUUUCAGUUACUUUAAGUAUCUUAAUUUUGCUCCACAAAAUUUAUUUAAUAUCAUCAAUGCAUCGUUUUAGAUACAGUAUUUAGUUCGGGUCAUGUUAUUUAUCAAACUGGUGUUUUAAAUUAAGAAUUUUUUUUUAAGAAACAGUUAAAGAACUAUGGCAAACCAGCAAUUUCAAAGUCUCAGUUCCUUUAAACCAACUUGAACAAGUUGGGACAGCUUUCUUACCAUCUGUUUAACUUUAAUUUGUGUUUUGAUUGGCAUGUGAUAAUGUUUAGUAUUUUAUUUAUACAGCUGACAACUGAGAAAAUAAUAGUUCUCUCUAAAAUGUUAAUAUAUAAUCAAGAGGCUUUCAAAAAGUACUUCGAUUUCACCAAUACUGUUUAAUUUGUUCAAUAAUUAAAGCAAAAGAUAAUAUUAAGCUCAAAACAAUAAUUGGUUUCAAAGAAAAAUUGAUUAAUCACAACUACAAAGUGCUUAGUAUAUAGUAGGUUUUUCAAUAAAUAUUUAUGAAUGAACAACACAUGUCAUAAAACUCACUUUUAGCCUUAGUAGUGAGAUUCUCACCUCAAAGGAAUUUGAAGGAUCUAAAUUUAAAUUGAGUGAAAUGAAGUCUCUGCUUUACCAGAAUAACAUGUGGCAAGUAAUAAAUACGUAACUUGCGCAAGAAAUAUAUACACAAACUUGUACCAACACUUUAUUAAUUUUAAAAGGUGAAUAGCAAUUCUUAGAAGUAUUUAAGCUCUUGUUGGUUUUAUGUUAAGUUAGAUCUUUGUAGACUAGUUGGGUAAAUGAACAUUCAAGCAAACCUUUAUUAGUAAUGAUUUUCAGCUUCUUAGAGCAGAUGUAUGAAAAUUCUAAGAAUCUCUUUAAUUUAGAAAAAAUUUACUACGUUUUAGCCUACCUCAUUAGUUUCUUUGUGAUAAGAGCUGGAUAUAACAAGUUGUAACUAUCUUGGUGGGGCUAUAUCCCUGUGAUAUAAAAGGAACUACUUAAAAAAAAAAUUUUAGUGGAUCAUUGGCCAGAGCUUAGAAAACAGUAACAUACCAAAAUUUCAUUAUGAUGAUAUUUAUACUGCUUUUGACAUGCCAAAGCUAUAUUUACAUAUUAUCACUUGGAUGACUUACAUAGUCUAGUGCAAUGAAAAUUCCAUUAGGCUUGGAAUUCAAAGACCCAUAAUUAUGAUGUGAGCUGGACAGGUCAUUUAGUCUCCCAUUUCUUCAGUCUAAAAUGAGGAUAAGGUAAUUUUUGGUCCCCAAACCUACCUCACUGGACUUUGGUUGUAAGGAUCAAAUGAGAUAACAUGUGUAAUCGUGCUCUGUAACCUGUAAAUGGCUCUACGGAUAUUAUUUGUUUUUGUUAGAACUUGGGGGUUAUAGAAAACAAGGAUAUGGUCUUCAGUAGUAUUUAGCAGCAACAACAAAGUAGGCAAUUAGACCAUUAUUCGUUUGGUAUAAUCUUUGAGUCAACAAUUCAAUUAACCUUUUAAAAAUGAGGUUCUUUUUCAAGAGUAGCUAUGCCCUUAAACUGUGUUAGCUGUUUAAUAUAUGUAUAACAGAGCAUGAUCUCAAAUUUAUACAGUUAAAUUUGUAGGUCACUCUCAACAGGAAUUUGGGGAUCUCCAUUAUAUUUUUCUUCUGAUAUGAAAUUAAAUAAAUUGACUCCAUUGAAACUUACAAGAAAAAUAUAAACAGUAUAGACCCUAUAACUUUUUUUCCUUUGAGGACUUUCAUGUGCCUAAUUCUUUCUGAUUAAGAACAAAUUUUAAAAAGUUAAUAACCAUAACUUGAUAUUCAUCAUGGCAAAACUUUAAAUUUUAAGUUGUAACAUUAUCUUAAUUGUCUGUUUGUAUAUAUAAUUUUUUAAACCUACAUAAAGUAAGGAUUUCGCCAUUCUUUUCCACACAUCAACACACAAAAGAGCAUUUUUAUGGAACCUAGAUUUACAAAGGAAUUCAUGAUUCUUCUAAACUUAUGCCUUUUCAGAUUAAAAUAAAGUGUUUGUAUUCAAUCCAUUUGUUUCCCAGUAGCCGCAUUUAUACAUUAUUCUUAAGUCACUUCUGUUUUAUAUGAAAAGAAUUACAUUGACAUCUCUUCAUAAUUUAGUUUUUUUUGCUCCAGUGAUAUGAGGGGGAAAGGAAUAGGAGGACUAAGCAACCUUACCCUUUAUCUGACUGUACACAGUCUCCUGGGAUUUUUUUCUAAUUUUAAUCCUGUAUUUCUUUAAUAGUCAAACUGAUACAGGAUUAUAAUUUUCUCCCAAGAUCCAGAAUCUUCUAGGAAAGAAAAUGUUAUGGCCCACCUAAAACCAGCCAUUUCUUGGACAUUCCCAUUUGGUUGAUUUGCAGAUUUAAUAUAAUAAGUUAAUAGUUAUUCCAUGAUCUCUAAUUAGAAAAUAAAAUUUUGUUGCCAUAAAGAUAAAAGAAAGUAAAGUGUCACUUUAUAUUUUAGUCAAAUCCCACACUGAUACAUUACUUCCUACAAAAGAGAGUAGUUCAGUCUUUUUAAAUGCAUUAAAGAAUAGUUCCCUUCAGAUUAUCUUUUUUAAAUGAUCAUUUAUCUCAGGACAUCUAUUGUGUCCUUUCUUGGACAUUUUCAUUGGUAUGCUAGCAUUGCUCUUAAUUUAUUCUCAUUUUAUUGGCUACUGUCACCAGUUUUCCCUGAUAAAUAAGUUUUUUACUUUGUAAUAAUUCAGAAUUUGAAGAUUCAGUGUUCUAUUGUGGUAAUUACCAUUUACUAGUAACUUUAGUAUUUAUAAGACAAUGAUAUUUUUCAGUUUGUUAUUUUAUCAUAUUUCCUGAAGUAGGGUGAACUACUUUAUUAUUAUUGUUGUAGCAGCCCUAAGGUUUUUGUUAUAUAAUAAGUCAGCUUGUGUAUAUUGCUAACUUGCAAAUAUUUCUUUGUGUUGUGCUUAUUGACUUAAAAGAAAAACUUUAGAGCUUCAUAAUUUCUGUUUUCUGAAUUGGCAGAUUUCUUUCCCUAAUGCUUAGUACCAAUGCAUUAUGUUAUUUUUUAAAUACCACAGAAUUUUGAGUCAGGAGACCUGAUUUCUAGUAUUGCCUCUGUUUUCAAUGAGCUUUGUAACUUUGAAAUUUUACCUCUUGGGACCUCAGGUUUUCUCAUCUGUAAAUGAAAGAAAACAAGGGGCUUAGAUUAGGUAGUGUUUCAAAUUCCACCUGCCUGUAAUUUGGUUGUCCCUUACCAUUUUGUAGUCAUUAUUCUGGCUUACUUUUAUCCUUGUUAUUCUUCCCAUGAACUAUAUUUACUAGGUCAGCCUGUACUGUUAAUGCAAUCUAUACUUAAAUUGUUAGGAUUCAGAUAUAUUAUUAACUUGUUUUCCAGUUAUGAUUUUGAGUAAUUUUAAGGAGGAAAUUAUAUUACAGAUAAUAAAUGUUUAAAGAAAUAAAAGUGAAAGAAAGGUUACAAAUAAUUGACAUGAUCUUUUUUUUCCCCAUAGGAAAAGUCUCCUAAAGCACCAACAUAAGCACCUUAAAACUGAUAUACAGGAGAAAAAUGACAUAAAAUUUUGUGGUGUUUGUUCUCUUAAAUAUGAAUAUAGCUAGUUAGCCUAAACUUUAAACAAAAUGUAUUCAUGAUAAAAUUAGUGAACAAAGCAGUGACAGCACUGGCCCAUAUAGCUAAUUUAAAAGCCCUCAGGUUUUACCAACAUUACAAUGAUUAUAAAAUGUAAAAGUCAUUUCAGAGGAGUGGAUUGAAAUUUUUCUGCUCAAUAAUUAUUCUUAAAAUGUUCUUAGAUUCAUUGAAUAAGUAUAGUUGCCAGAUUGCCAUGAGCAAUGUCCUGCUCUAAAUUAUUAGAGAUAAAUGUGGUUAUUUUUAAUUUUUUUUCUGGCUAUGCAGAAGAUGUUUUCAUAAAGCCUCCUUAACUAUCUAAUAGGAUGUAGAGAUUCCAUUAGUACCAUCUCUCAGCAGAGUUCUCUUGUACAUUUGUGUUCUCUGAGAACCAGGCCAAGGAGGUUCCUGUUACUUUUAAAGAUCUUUGUCUUUCGCUGAUUAUCUGCAUUAGCUCAUAUCAACCUAUUGAACACAUUGGUCUAUAGAUUUAUAAUCAAGGUAUUGGGUUUGGUGUCUGAUGGGUAGGGAAGAAUAAUGGAAAGUUGAUGUAGGAAAAUGUACUGGUUUCUGAUGUGUUCUUUGGCUAUGCUUGAUUCCUUGUCUUUGGUCAGUUCACUGUAUCAGAUAACUUUCCUGGCUUCCAGAAAUUAAAUUAGAUGACCAGGUUCUCUCAUUUAGGCAUAGCUAUGUUACAAUAUUAUUUUGUAAUUGCCUGUAAAGGAAAAAAAAAAACAAACCUCUAUUUUCAGUUCUCUGGCUCUGCAUGUUUUGUUACUACAUUUGUUAAACUUGAAUCUGAGGUCCCAACAUUUCAUUGAAGAUUUUCUGGGUUUCGAUAAUGGGAGAUUCUGUAAGAUAAAGCAGAUAAUCCUAGCGUGAUUUAAUUUGUAUUUAUCCAUCCACCAUUUUUCUAUUUCUCUAACUACUUCUCCCCUCCCCAGUUUUGAAAAGAACAUUUAUAAUUGUCUUCCUUUACUCCCUUAGCCCUGCCUCAGAUAAUUUUUCCCUGAACUACUCCUGUCGGCAGAAACAUUUAAUAAGAAAUAAUUCUAUAUUUCUGGGAUAAAAUCAACACAAGUUCUUUACAUUGAACUGAGGUGAAUAUGUACUUGAAAAUACUGUAUUUUCUUUAUAUGUGAACUUAAAAUUAUUUUUUUUAAUCAUAAAAAGGAUUCUCUCAUUUUGAAAAUAUUAGUCUGGAAGUUCUCUUGUCAUCAGGUGCUAUCUCGGCCUUUGCUGUGAGUUAUCAGAGUAAAUCUGAAUUCUUUAUCAUUCAUCUUUUUAAAAAAAAAUUAACUUCUCUAGAAUUAUUCCAUUUCACAUAUCUUUAACACCAACUUCAACUUUUCUGCUUUUUUUCAAAUGCAAAAUUUUAUUUUUGAGAGUUUUAUUUUUUCAUUGAAGUUUCAAAGUAUUACAUAUUGUGAAGGAGUGACUGCAGUUUAGACAUUUACUUUGGUACGAUAAAGAUAUUACCACCACCAUUGAUUUCCCCAGCCCCAAAAAGAGAAGUUCAUUUGACACUCAAAAGCUAUUAAAUUGUCUUAUUUUUGUUAUUUGAAAGAGCUAUGGAAACUGUUUCUUCUAAUUUAAAAUUGUUUAACUUAGAAAAUACUGACUUUGCUGUAUUUUAAUCUGAUAGUGAAUUUAGGGGAUUAUUUAUAUAAAUAUAUGUGUCUAUAAUUAAUAAUAGCUAUUAGUUAUUUCACUGUCUAUAAUAUGUGAUACCUGAAGCUCACUUUUACUUAAUGUGAGCUUGUAUGUGUGUGUGUGUGUGUGAGAGCCUUUGUUUUGUCUUGUUUUCUUAGUGUAUAUUAGGUUAUUAUGGUCAUCUCAGCAGAAAACCCUUUGUAGAUGGCCUGAUUCUCAGAAAAAAACAGUUUAAGGAGAUAUAUACUGUCAUCAUAGUUGAAUAGUAUUAUUCUGAACUCUGUGAAAUUGCUGGUUUUGUUUGUCAAAAGUGAUCAAAUGUUUGCAAUUUCAUAAUACAUAUUCAAGAAAGAAGCAAACAAUCUUUUAGAACAAGUAUAUUGACUUCCCAUUCCAACUCCUCUUAUCAACCUAUCAGUGACUUUAUGAAGGAGAUGCAAACUGUAGAUAACCACAGGAAAUUUCUGCUUUGUUUUGUAGUUAAAUUGCUUAGUUUUAAAGAUAUUUAAACAAAAUGAUUGUAGUAAUUGAAGCAGAUACCUUUUGGGAAUAUGUAAGUUACAUAAAAACUUUCAGAUCCCAGGAGAUUAUCAUAUAUCAAUUGAUUAGUCUGUAAAUAUCAUUUAGAGGCAAAAUAAGUACCCCCCCACACACACACACACAAUGUGUACAAUGAACUCAAAUUUUGCUAGCCAUAGAAUUUCACCUUCUUGGUAGGCCUUCUAAAAUAAUGAAUACUGUUGAAUAUACUAAAAGUAUAUGAAUUUAAAAAUGCAUGUAAAAAAUACGAAGCUCCUCCACAGGAAACUCAGAAUUUUAGAAGAGCUAUUAUCUUAGAGGUUGUAAAUUGGAUUGUUCUAAGCUCACACUACUUCUCUUCAUAUAAAUAUUAUUAUUAUGAAUAAUAAGGGCAACAGAUUAGCCAACAAGAGCUGAUCUAGUGUACUCCAUAUUAAUCUAGAUGUCUCAGUUUUAGAUAUACUUUUAUAGUGGAGAAAGUUGAUUUGGAUCUCUCAAUAACUGCUUGGUACACUUCUUUCUAGUGAUACCCUGAGCCCUGCCCAGGUACAUACUCUCUCCAUCUGGCCUAUUCCUCAAAUGCUACAUUGCUCAAGACCUUCCUACCUGCCUUCUAUCCCUAGUUUUCCUUAUCAAUACUUCUGAAGUAUAAUCUAUCUUCAAGUGUUAAGAAGAAGGAAAUUUGCUUUAAUUCAUGUUCAAGUGUUAGUGACUAUAGCCCUUUUAUUCCUCUUAAAGAUAAAUCUGCAUUAAAGACAAACACAUUGCUAUUAACACAAAUUACUAUCAGUUAGAAUAUUAAGCUUUUGAGGCAAGAAAUACCAUUAAGUGACCUAACUUGGGAAUCUCUUUCUCUUUCCCUGAACCCAUGUGAUGUCUGAAAGUGCUGUAUAUCUUCAGUGACCUUGAGGAGGGGAGCUAGUCAUUUAGAUCUUUGAGUCAUUGAAGUCAGGGCCUUGCUGAUCCUCUGUUUUUCAGUUCAAGAGCUACAUCAGAAGCAUUUUAGAUAUCCAUCACGCACACUCUUUUAAGACUUUGUAUUUCAGUCUCAGUUUUUUCUACCAUCCAGCUAGGCCUAUCUAUCUUCCAUCUCUGCUCAUUUAGUAUAGAAAAAUAUCUUUCCUCAUUUUACUAUUAACAUGACCACCACCUCCUCCUCUUUUCAAGAGAUACAAAGGUAGAAACAAUAUGCCUUUUUCAUUAUUUAAAAAAACUAUCAUUUUUAAACACCUGGCACUUGGCAAUUUAGUUUUCAAAUGGUAUUCUGAAUUAAAUUGAUAAGGUGAUUCUAAAAUUGAUUCUAAAAUCUUAAUCUUGCUUUUAUCAUAUAAGCAUCUAGUUAGAAAGUGUUUAUGCUAAAGACUUGUAUUUUGUGGCAUUAGUUCUUCAUGUUUCUUUUUUAUGUAUUUAAAAUUGUUCAUUCAUUUCCGAGUGAGUGGGAAAGUUACUGUUGUUGAGAUAUGUAUAGGGCAAGUGCACUUGAUUAGAGCAUGAACUGUACUUUCACAUUAGCUGGAUGUGCUUUGCACUCUGCUCUUGUAGAUUUAUUUUGUUUACAGUAGACUGAUGUCAGUUUUUGUAAAUGUUUUUACUUAGCACUUUAACUGUGAGUGUACAAACUGAUUUUAAAUGUAGUGGUUGUAUAUUUUGGUUAUAAAUUGGAAAUUUUUAAUAAAAUUAAAUAAUUUGUUC
Molecule: messenger RNA, 12727 nt
Organism: Leptonychotes weddellii (Weddell seal)
Lineage: Eukaryota; Metazoa; Chordata; Mammalia; Carnivora; Phocidae
Gene: FZD3
Product: frizzled class receptor 3
Biological process (GO): non-canonical Wnt signaling pathway; canonical Wnt signaling pathway
Cellular component (GO): plasma membrane
Molecular function (GO): Wnt-protein binding; Wnt receptor activity
Source: RefSeq, a predicted model, not a curated record